AUGCACAUUGACGAAGAGCUGAAUAACGUACCACCGACGGGGGCAACAUGGAGGUUCUCAGUCUUACGAGACCGUCAGGACUUUUACGCGCAGGAGGAGGCUCUGGGCCGUGGUGAUAACGGUGUGUUCGUAUACAGGAAACCAAUACCUAGAGAGGACGGUGUGGACUUGGAGUCUCUCGAGAUUGCAGAGUCUUCUUCACAACUGCACAAUCUGGUUGACACGCAGCGUGCCACCACGGUUUCCACACCGCUGCUAAGGCGUGAGACCAUAAGGACCACUGAGUCGGUGUCAACACGGACCUUCAGUGGACCACCCUAUGACGAGUCUUUGUUUGAUGGCUCAAGUGUGGGUACACGUCAAAGCAGGAGCAGCCACCACGACUCGUCACGUGAGCUGGGAAGCAUAGAUAGUGCCACGGUUAAGACCACUGGCUCCAGCAGCCUGUUGAGACACAUCAAGCACCGCCAUCGCCACGAUGUACACAGUUCUGGGAUCCACGGUGAAGUUCUGCCGUCUGCUUAG
Molecule: messenger RNA, 525 nt
Organism: Williopsis jadinii
Lineage: Eukaryota; Fungi; Ascomycota; Saccharomycetes; Phaffomycetales; Wickerhamomycetaceae
Exons: 1
Coding region: 1-525 (174 amino acids)
Source: RefSeq, a predicted model, not a curated record